AUGUCGGACUCUGUCGAUCGCGUCUUUGUCCAUGCGCUCAACACUGUCAAGAAGAUACCGAGGACGGGCACUGCCCGUCCGCCGGCGGCGGAGAGACUCAAGUUAUACGGGUUAUACAAGCAGAGCAUGGAGGGUGAUGUGGAAGGUAUAAUGGACCGACCAAUUGGCGAUGCGCCGGAUGUGCGAGCGGAGCGAGAGAAAUGGGACUCUUGGUAUUCCCAACGAGGCUGUUCUCGAACCGAGGCCAAAGGGCGCUACAUCACCACCCUGAUCAACACAAUGCAUAUGUAUGCGUCGCAAACGGCAGAAGCUAGAGAGCUCGUGGCCGAACUAGAGUUUGUCUGGGAUCAAAUCAAAGACAAUAAUGAUAAUAAUGCACCUUCAUCGUCAUCAUCCUCACCGUCCAGUCCAGUCGCACCCGUGGUUCCCGUCCCCGCGCAGAGACGAUAUGGAAGUAUAAACGAACGGAUAACCCGCUUGUCACCGAAUGAAGAUCCAGACGAGGAUUUGGCGAUAUAUCGGAGAAGGUCCGGUGACUCGCGACUGCGUGUGUUGAGUCCGGUCAGUCAGUCUGAGGAGGCUGAUGUUGUACCGGUGCCAGAAGAAGGGGUUGAAGAGAAUGAUGUCGACGACGACGACGACGACGACGGAGAAGAAGAAUUCCAAGAAGCCCGGGAUGGCACAUCAUUCUCCGAAGAGACCACCACCUCGCAAGACCAUACAAAUCGUAAUAACUACAAUAAUAAGAAAAGAAGGAAAAGAAAGCGACCACCAACGUCAAGAGAGAAAGACGACGAGGACAAAAACAACGACUGGAGGCGGCGUGUUGAGCAGGCCUUGACAAAAAUGACAGCCGAGGUCGCAGCACUACGUGAGCAAAUCGAAUCGCGACCCAUGACUAUCCAUGGGCGCCGACGAGUCGGUCUCUGGUCAUGGCUCAAAUGGCUUGUUUGGAACGCAUUUCGGCAGAUGCUCUGGCAAUGUUUCAUUCUCUCUGCCAUUCUGAUAUGGAUGCGUUUCAAGGGCGACCGGAGACUAGAGCAGAAGUUGCGCAUGAUACUUGUGAAUUUCAAGAAUCGGUUAUUAAUGACUGUGAGGAUGAUGCCACGACGACUUCCGAGUUUAUCUCAUAUAUCACUUCCAUGA
This is a messenger RNA of Talaromyces atroroseus, 1146 nucleotides long. RefSeq lists its product as hypothetical. Gene Ontology annotation, molecular function: fatty-acyl-CoA binding. The record is from RefSeq and is a predicted model, not a curated record. Bases 1 to 1146 code for a protein of 381 amino acids. The transcript is spliced from 4 exons. Lineage: Eukaryota; Fungi; Ascomycota; Eurotiomycetes; Eurotiales; Trichocomaceae. Gene Ontology annotation, biological process: fatty acid metabolic process.